CUUCGCGCGCUGUCCCGCUCCCGGCCCCGCCGCCGCGUGAGGGGCAGAAGGGGCCUCCUCGCAAGCCGGCGAGGAGAGCCUUCAAUACUCCUCCUGACCUGGGAACAUGGCGCUAAGCAAGCCUACCCUGUGGUGACAGGAGCCCUUUCAGUUCCCUGUCUUUCUCUCUUUCUCUCACCCACACAUUUCCCCCCCCCCCUCCGUAAUAUUUGGAACCGACCCUGGGCAUUAUGCAGGAGGCGGCGGCGGCAGAAUUCCGGGCUGUACCACUUCAGGUCGCAGGGUGCCAGCCUCCCCAGUUUUCACCUGAUGGAGAAUGUGGCAGGCAACCUACCUGCUGGGGCAGUGGCUGCUGUGCUGAAGCCCAGUGAGGGACUACCUGAAGGGAGCUUGACAGUGCAUGGCUAUGACUUUGACCGUGGAUUAGACUAUCAUGCCUUGCUCCAGUCUUACCUCACCACGGGUUUCCAGGCUACCAGCUUUGGGCAGGCUGUGAACGAGAUCAACCGCAUGAUAGAAGCGAAGCUGACGCCACUGGCCGAGGAUGAAGGGAACCAUGCCGACUUGAAUCCCUGUUCCCGCCACCUAACAGGCUGUACAAUCUUCUUGGGCUUCACUUCCAACCUCAUCAGCUCAGGUGUCCGUGAGACCAUCCGCUUUCUGGUGCAACACAACAUGGUGGAUGUGCUGGUGACCACAGCAGGUGGUGUGGAAGAAGAUCUCAUCAAAUGCUUGGCACCCACUUACGUUGGAGACUUCAGCUUGCGUGGAAAGGAACUACGACAGAGUGGGAUUAACAGGAUUGGGAAUCUGCUGGUGCCCAAUGACAAUUACUGCAAGUUUGAGGACUGGCUGAUGCCAAUCCUGGACCAGAUGGUGACAGAGCAGGACACAGAGGGGGUGAAGUGGACUCCAUCAAAGUUCAUUGCUCGGCUUGGCAAGGAAAUCAACAAUCCCGAAUCUGUCUAUUACUGGGCACAAAAGAACAGCAUCCCUGUACUGAGUCCAGCGUUGACUGAUGGUUCCCUGGGAGACAUGAUUUUCUUCCACUCCUAUAAGAAACCAGGCCUUGUGCUGGACAUUGUGGAAGAUCUGAGGCUCAUCAAUACGCAGGCCAUAUUUGCCCGGAAAACAGGAAUGAUCAUCUUGGGAGGAGGACUUGUCAAACACCACAUUGCUAACGCCAACCUCAUGAGAAACGGUGCUGACUUUUCUGUAUACGUCAACACGGCACAGGAGUUUGAUGGCUCAGACUCAGGAGCUCGGCCUGACGAAGCAGUUUCCUGGGGGAAGAUCCGCAUGGAUGCCAAGCCUGUCAAGGUUUAUGCUGACGCUUCCCUGGUUUUCCCACUGCUGGUUGCGGAAACCUUUGCACAGAAACCAAAUGCCUUUGCUCCAGAGAAGCAAAACGACUAAGCUGCGGACUGCUGCGUUCCCAUGUGCUUC
Podarcis raffonei (Aeolian wall lizard) is the source of this 1446-nucleotide messenger RNA. RefSeq names its product deoxyhypusine synthase (gene DHPS). Gene Ontology annotation, cellular component: cytoplasm. Lineage: Eukaryota; Metazoa; Chordata; Lepidosauria; Squamata; Lacertidae. The coding region runs from base 310 to 1416 and encodes 368 amino acids. Gene Ontology annotation, molecular function: deoxyhypusine synthase activity. The transcript has 10 exons. Gene Ontology annotation, biological process: peptidyl-hypusine biosynthetic process. The record is from RefSeq and is a predicted model, not a curated record.